AGUUUCUCACUUCUAAAACCCUUGUCUUCCCCAAUUUCGUGAUUCAUUCCACACUCGUAAGUCUUAACAAUAAAAAAUGGCUGGUAACUUUCUAACAAAUGUGGCACGCACCGCCGUACUCUUCGGCGCGUCAGCCACUUUCCUCAGCUCAUCUCUUUACACGGUCGACGGCGGCCAACGCGCCGUUCUAUUCGACCGUUUUCGCGGUGUUAUCGACGAAACAGUAGGCGAAGGUACUCAUUUCUUAAUUCCAGUUCUUCAAAAGCCAUUUAUAUUUGAUAUCCGUACUAGGCCCCACACAUUUUCCUCAAUUUCCGGUACUAAAGAUCUUCAAAUGGUUAAUUUGACAUUACGUGUGUUAUCCCGCCCUGAAGUAAACAAACUGCCUAAUAUUUUCAAAACCCUAGGACUCGAAUACGACGAGAAGGUUCUUCCGUCAAUAGGUAACGAGGUUUUGAAAGCGGUUGUUGCUCAGUUUAAUGCUGAUCAGCUUUUAACCGAGCGGCCUAUGGUUUCCGCGUUAGUUAGAGAGAGUUUGGUUCGUAGGGCUAAGGAUUUUAAUAUCGUGCUUGAUGACGUGGCGAUCACGCAUUUGUCGUAUGGUGCUGAGUUUUCUAAGGCGGUUGAGCAGAAACAGGUGGCUCAACAGGAGGCUGAGAGGUCUAAGUUUGUUGUUGCGAAAGCGGAGCAGGAAAGGAGAGCGGCGAUUAUUAGGGCGGAAGGUGAGAGUGAGUCUGCUAAGUUGAUUUCUGAUGCGACUUCAGCUGCUGGAAUGGGGUUGAUUGAGCUUAGGAGGAUUGAGGCGUCGAGGGAGAUAUCUUCGACUUUGGCUAGGAGUGGAAAUGUUAUGUAUCUUCCAAAUAGUGGGAGUCAGAUGCUUCUUGGUCUUAAUGCGUCUCGUUAAACUGGAAUUUGUUGAUUGAAGCGGAGUGGAUUAAUGCUUAAAAUUCAGAUUUCGUCUUGAACCCAUCUCUUGCGCAUCCUAUACCGAUCGUUUAUGGUGGUUUAAUUAGAACUUGAAACUUUGAAAAUAUUUUUAUCCUUUUUGUUGUGGUUACAAGAGAAUAUGGAGCUGGUGUUGCUGGUGAUUUGGAAUUGUAGGUGGAGUAUGACAGUUACUCUGAAUUAUGAUUUACUUUGUGUUUUUUCUUUGCAUUGCUAGUUUCAUGUGAUGAGAGGAUGUUUCACUGCUUGAGCAGAAUUCACAAUAAAUCUGUAUACUAAAUUUCGUUACUCAUGUGAUCGUGUUAUGUGGUGCCUACCAUCCUGUGAGAAGAGUUACAAGACCGUGACCAUUUGCUACUUGUCAAAUGUUUGUCCUAUUUUACUUGAGUGCAAUUUGAUUAAUCUACGGUUAAUAUUGGAAGGUCUU
Molecule: messenger RNA, 1372 nt
Organism: Erigeron canadensis
Lineage: Eukaryota; Viridiplantae; Streptophyta; Magnoliopsida; Asterales; Asteraceae
Product: prohibitin-3, mitochondrial-like
Exons: 2
Coding region: 77-904 (275 amino acids)
Biological process (GO): mitochondrion organization
Cellular component (GO): mitochondrion; membrane
Source: RefSeq, a predicted model, not a curated record